CAAUGAAGAGAAGAUGUCGAUAUUGAUUUUACCCCAUAAAGAGGUUGAUAUAAGGCAUAAAAAUCAUUGUUCGAUCAGGUGCAUAUCCUAUCACCUGACGUGCUCAUAACUUCGAUGAGCUGAAGCCCUCUCGAACAUCCGGAGUCUAGCAGAGUAUAACAUCGAGAUGCGGGCCACAGAAUCAACGAGCCAUCCAUAUGUCCUCAACACCUCCCGGGGCAGCCUGAAGGGCGUCGAACAUCGAACACCUUCCGGCCAAUCUGUUGUCUAUCGUUUCGCCAACGUCCCUUAUGCACUCCCACCCGUAGGCUCUCGACGAUGGCGGCGUCCAGUCCCAUUGCCGACGGACUUCACCUUCAACAAUGCCUCGGGUCAACCAGGCGACUACACCGCGUUCGGCCCAAUAUGCCCUCAACCGCACUAUAACCAUGGACUGGCAAUGAUCGAAAACCCCGAAGCUGCACCGCCAAUUGACAACACCCAAGACGAAGACUGUCUGUAUCUCAACAUCUGGGUUCCCGCAGCGCCUGCUCCAGAGGGAGGAUGGCCCGUCCAGUUUCAGAUCCACGGAGGAUGGCUCCAAGUUGGCAACGCCAUGCAAGACCACCAACACGACCCGUUCGACUUGAUCAAAGACACAACCCCCAGAGUUAUCGUCUCGCCGACUUAUCGACUAAACCUCUUCGGCUUCCUGGCCGGCGAAGAACUCGCCUCUCUGCACGAGGAGUCUGCACCCUCGAAUUUUGGUCUGUGGGAUCAGCGAUGCGCAUUGGAAUGGACGGCCAAGCACAUCAGCCUAUUCCAAGGCAAUCCCGACAACAUCACUGUUGGCGGCCUUUCGGCUGGCGCCAAUUCGACUUUCUUCCAGCUCAACUAUGACACCUUGCUGCCUGCCUCUCAGCAACUCGUCAAGCGAGUAUAUCUCUGGUCUAAUGCCGUUGCAAUCCAGCCGAACAAGACCACAGCCCCAAUCUUGACCUCGCAAUUCAACGAGCUAUGUACGGUUCUCGACAUACCCUCCUCCUUGACUCCAGCCGAGAAAUUGUCCCGUCUGCGCGCCAUUCCUUACAAAGACCUUGUCGUAGCGAACACCAAGAUGAAGAUGCACACUUUCCGCUCGAGUACCGACAAUGACUUCAUCCUUCCGACAUUCCUGUCCUCUCUACACAGCGGAUCAUUCACCACGCGCCUUGCCCAAAGCGGCAUAUCCGUCCUUCUCGGCGAAGUCAGCGACGAAAAGGAAUUGUACAAGCUGGUCAAUCCUCCAUCCGACUACUCAGGGCUCCUCCUGCAAUUGGCCAACUACUACCCCAAGCCUGUGCUCGAGGCGCUGCUGAAAGUGUACGAUCUACCGCCGCAAGAUUCGACCGACACAAAGGCCUGGGCGGAAGUGUUCAGCCAGAUGGUCGCAGACAACCAGGUGCAUUGCUCGUUACGUGGACUGGCCCAUAUCCUGCUCAACCCACCGUCGCACCCCGGCGUGACUGCGCUCCCGCAGAAUCGCGUACAUCGAUAUCGCAUCGCCUGGCGUGCCAAAGCUCUGGACAAUUGGGUUAAGCCUGAAGUCGGGGUGUGCCAUGGCGGCGACAUGCCCGUGUGGUGGGCCUCGGCGUGGCGCGCGGAUUUCUUGGAAGCGGACAAAGAUGCAGCGAAAAAGUUCCUCGAGCCGUUCGGCCAAUUUCUGCAUGGCGAGGAAGUGCAGUGGGGAUGUACAGGCGAAGACCGAGUGCGGCUACUCGACAAGGAUGGAGUGGUCAAGGAAAACACAAAGGACGGACUGUGGGAGCGAGGCAUGCAGGUCUUCAACGCGGUGUGGGAGGCACAGAAGAACACUGUUGAUAAGGACACUUCGCUGGAUAGUCGCUUGUGAGUUGGGCUGGUAGGCCCGACGUAUAUAUUGACACAGCCUUAUCUUGCGAUUCUGGAACAGUCAAAUAGAUAUGAGGUAAAAGUCUAUAAGUGCUGACGGUGCAAGAAUGAGCAACUCAGUCGCGGCGCACAGGCGGUCCAUACGACUGCCCAUACGUAUUCUGCGU
This is a messenger RNA of Exophiala viscosa, 2036 nucleotides long. RefSeq names its product esterase/lipase. The record is from RefSeq and is a predicted model, not a curated record. NCBI's taxonomy places the organism in Eukaryota, Fungi, Ascomycota, Eurotiomycetes, Chaetothyriales, Herpotrichiellaceae. Gene Ontology annotation, molecular function: serine hydrolase activity. The coding region runs from base 167 to 1870 and encodes 567 amino acids. The transcript has a single exon.